Protopolystoma xenopodis is the source of this 561-nucleotide messenger RNA. Lineage: Eukaryota; Metazoa; Platyhelminthes; Monogenea; Polystomatidea; Polystomatidae. The record is from the annotation of a GenBank genome assembly.
AUGACUCACGAUUCACUGUCGAAUCCAGCACUAAAUGUCGACGAAACUGCCGUCCAGCCGGGACGAGAUGAUCUUUUGGAAUGCAGGUCCAAUCAUGUUGUCCAGCCUGACUCAUCUGCGAUUGGGCGCAAGCGGUCGGCUUCUGUACCUGCCCAGUUCCCCUCGCCACGUGGCGCCUGGCGCCGAGACCCGAUCACACUCACCAGCGGACCGAUGUGCUGUUGGUACGGCGUCGAGGCGUGUCGGUGGACGAGUCGAAGCCGCGUCGUCGUCGGUCGCGUCGUCGGUCGCGACUCGUCCUCUCGUCCACUUGGCCGUGGCCGAAAGACAGUCAGUCAGACGAACCAACCGAGUCCUCAAGUGACGCCGAAUCGUCAGCUCGGGCCAACAGCGCCGGUUCGGACCAAGACCCAACUGGGCGUGGUGCAGAAGCGCCCAGAAGCCGCGAACACUCGAAAGUACCAAAUCGUGGCGGUCAGCUCUUCUGGCGUAUCUGCAAACAGGCAAUACCACAAGCCAGGCCAGAGGGUUAGGGUGAAGAAGAGAAAACAAGAAUAUUAG